This is a messenger RNA of Moesziomyces antarcticus, 483 nucleotides long. Its product is annotated as DNA-directed RNA polymerases iii kda polypeptide. Lineage: Eukaryota; Fungi; Basidiomycota; Ustilaginomycetes; Ustilaginales; Ustilaginaceae. The transcript has 3 exons. Bases 1 to 483 code for a protein of 160 amino acids. Gene Ontology annotation, molecular function: zinc ion binding; nucleic acid binding; DNA-directed RNA polymerase activity. Gene Ontology annotation, biological process: DNA-templated transcription; termination of RNA polymerase III transcription. The record is from RefSeq and is a predicted model, not a curated record. Gene Ontology annotation, cellular component: RNA polymerase III complex.
AUGCAAACGGCCACCAAAAUUCUCACCAUUGCCUUCUUCUCACCAUCGCUCGCAUCGUUCCCGUCGCUGCAUGAGCUCGGAUUGGGCCUUGACACGCACCUUCCACCCGGUCGCAACGCACUGGGCAAGCAAAGAGGAACCGAGAUGCUGUUCUGUCCAACAUGUGCCAACUGUCUCAUCAUCCAGCUCGAUGAGCAGGGCAACAACAAGUGGUCGUGCCACACGUGUCCGUACGAGUUCCCCAUCGUGCGCCAGAUGACCACGCGGCUGCAUCUCAAGCGCAAAGAGGUAGACGACGUCAUGGGCGGCGAAGAAAGCUGGAAGAACGUCGAUUCCACAGAUGCACCGUGUCCGAAAUGCGAGAAUCCAAAGGCGUUCUUUAUGCAGCUCCAGAUCAGGUCGGCCGACGAACCGAUGGAAGGAGAACUGAGCGCACGUGUAGGCGGCAUGUAUACCCAAAACCACUUCCCGACAUCAUUGUAA